This is a messenger RNA of Fusarium oxysporum Fo47, 856 nucleotides long. RefSeq names its product beta-lactamase-like protein. The record is from RefSeq and is a predicted model, not a curated record. Lineage: Eukaryota; Fungi; Ascomycota; Sordariomycetes; Hypocreales; Nectriaceae. The transcript has a single exon. Bases 1 to 843 code for a protein of 280 amino acids.
AUGGGCUUACGGUACAAAGUCUUUUUCAGCAAACGCGACUCGGCCACUCGGUCUGGCCCAGCUGGUCAUGAUCACCUUAAGUGGGUGCCCACUUCCUCCACGCUGAUCUACGGCAACAAAGAUGCUGUUUUAGUCGACGCCCAGUUGACUACCAAAGCGUCGAAUGAGCUUUUGGAGUGGGUAAUCGAGAGCGGCAAGAAUGUCACCCACAUCUACGUUACACAUGCCCACGGCGACCACUUCUUUGGCAGCGCGCCUAUUCUGGACCGAUUUCCCAAGGCCGUUCUCGUCGCAACGCCCGAAGUUGUGGCCAAGAUGAGUCAGGAGACUGCACCGGAGCGUCUCAGCGGGCUUUGGGAAAAGUUGUUUCCCGGCCAGAUUCCGCCGACUCUGAGGGUUGCAGAGCCUCUUGAGCAAGACUACCUUGAACUAGAAGGUGAAAAGUUGCUGGUGGUCAGGACGGGUCACACCGACACCGAUGAUACGACAACCCUCUGGGUUCCCUCUAUCCAACUUGCUGUGACCGGCGAUGCUGUCUACGCAAACACUCACCCGUAUCUGGGAGAGUCCGGGGCAGCUAGCAAGCGAAAGGAGUGGGUAAAGGCUCUGGAUACCAUUGCCGCACUCCAGCCCAAGCAUGUCGUGGGCGGGCAUAGCGAUCCGAGUCGCUCAUUUGGCAUCGAAUCAAUCGAGGAUACCAAGACAUAUUUUGAGAAUUUUGAGAAAGUCAGCGCGGAGACGAAGACGGCCGAAGAGCUGUAUGCCCGCAUGAUGGAGAUCUAUCCCAACCGCAUCAAUCCGGGAUCUCUUUGGGCAGGGGCUAUUUUAAUCUACAAGUCGUAGGAUAGGAUCAAAC